UCAAAUUGUCUUGUCAGUCCCACGUAAAAAUCUGGAUUUUAAUUAAAAUAAAUUAAUAAAAGGCUUUAAAUUUGAUUUUAAAGAUUAUGGAAGAUGUAAAUUAUUCAACCCUUGAAAUUUUCAUCGUGUAAAAUCCUAUUACCUAAGUGAUGACGUUGAAUAAGGACUAUGUAACCUUAAAAGUGCAAAAAGUCAAUAGAAACAAACUUUGUCGUCUCAUUGUUUGAUUUUUAUCACCACCACAAGCAAACAACUUUGAUAUGUCACAUUUCGGUGAUUUCAUGGACGGCGUUCCCGUUAAAAUAUCAGAGAAGUACAAACGACCUCCUUCAAUCGAAUUGCCUUAUAGCGUAAGCGAAUGUCCACAGCGAGCCAGAAAUGUCGUCGAAAGCGUUAAAUAUUGCUCAACCUUCGAGACGAAUGUGCUCGCCAAGCUUAAGGAGCUCAGGAGUGCGAAAGAGACGAAGAAAAAUGAGUGGAGGCAUCGCUUGCAGCUGCUGCAGGAGGCCAAACAAAAGAAACUGGACGCGAUCGCGGCCGCCGAGGCCGAGGAGAAGCUCAAGCAGCUGAGUGUGUCUGAAGUGUCCUACCCUAGCACCGACGAGAUCAGUGCUCUGUCGCUUGACGACAAGGCCGAGCACACCUGUGAUACCACCCACAAACAAGAUAGCCCUGAGAUAAUAGAGACAACCAAUGAACUCACCUAUCCCUCCUGUAGCAACGCACAAGACUCCCAACCGAACAUCCUCCAGCCCAUUCAGGUGCAGACGAGCUACCAUCAAAACAGCCUCCUGGAUGAUCCAGAUCCCUUGCAAGAGUUAAAGAUGACUGCUAAAAUAACUAAGAUGCCACAGUAUAGUAAUAUAGACAUGUUGACUUAUAAAGAUUUUGAAAAUGAUACCUCGAGUCCGUUUGAUAAUGUUGAACUGAAGACAAUAAAUGAUAUGGAACUGUUAGCUCAAGUGUUACAGAGCCAGAGAGAUUCCUCCACAAGUCAACCACAGACCUAUGUGCCGGAAACAUAUACAAACUUGCCUAACUGUGCAUCCCAAGCGCACUUGGAGGCUAUGACGUAUUUGCCUAAUUCAUACAAUAUGGAGCAGCCAAUUCAGGGUCAAAGUGUCAUGUAUUUGCCCCAACAUUAUCCUGUUUCAAAUGGUUACUAUGUACCAGCAGAAAGCACCUGUGAUAACCCUAUGCCAAUGGAAAAUAUGAAUAUGUACAUGCCAAAUUACCAAUAUUAUGUUCCUACAAAUCCAUAUCCCACAGUGGAUCCCACAUAUUAUGGCAACCAACUACCAACAACAUCAGAUUUGAAUCCAGCAGCGAAUGGCUCCACUUACAUACCCCAACCAUAUUAUUUCCAAGUUCCUCAAAUACCAUAUUCUCCAGAAAACUCAGGUUACAGCACCAUACCAGAGCAAACUGUUCCGGUUAAUAGUCAUAAUGAGUCAACUAACUCCCAAAGCACUAUUAAGUCAAGAUCUAGAAGUGUGCCUGAUAUAGUUCGCGAGCUAAAUGAAGAGUUAGCAUCGGCUAAAUUAAGAUCAAAUGAGAGAUCAUGCACUACAAGUCCUGCUCCUAAAAACAUCCAGAAUGUUCCUCGUUCCUCUUUCAGCAGCGACAAGAAAGAGGAAAGGAGAAGUAGAAGGAAGUCUGAGAGACUGCCCAAUCCGUUUGAUAAGUUGCCAGCUCAGCAACAGAGUAUGUGUCAAAAGAUUCAUGGAAUGGGCUUCCCACUUGACAGGGUGGCAAGAGUUUGUGGCCUUUUAGGUGAUAAUGACAAAAAGGUGAUCGAAGGACUUUUAAUACUCGGUGAUUUGAUGGACCUCGGCUUCUCGGAGGGAAGAGUUCUGGGAGCACUGGCCAAGCAUGAGUUCAACAGGGACAAAGCACUGGAUGAGCUGGUAUCGUAAUCGAGGACAGUGUUCAGUAAGGGAUCAACUUGACUAACUUUUCCUAAAUCAAAGUCUUUGAUUUAAAAAGUUUUCAACUGAAGAUUAAGAAUUGAUUGUGAAAUUCAGGGUUGAUUAUUUAUUUAGUCUGUUGAAGUUCUUAUAUCAUAAACCUUUGAAUACACUCUAAACACUGCCUUGAAAUAUUAAAAUUGUAUGAUAAUUAUAAAAUGUAUAGUAUUAGUAUUCACUACUGCAUUGUGGCCUUUAAUUUUGACAGGUCUAAUUGUUAUCUGGUUUCAUGUUAAAGACAGUUAUCUGGCUAUUGGAUCCUAACAUUAUGAAUAUUCAUCUGUAUCAAUAUUCAAAAGACUAUUUGAGAUAUCAAAAUCUACUUUCUGAAAAGCAUUUCCAUGUUACAUUGUCACAUACUCAUGGAUAGUUGAUAUUUAUACAAAUAUGUGAUACCUACUUUAUUAUAACAAAGAAGAUAACAAUGUCAACAAAAUAAUAUCACAAAUCUGGAUUUUUCCAAGUCCUAUAUAAACUAUGUAUAU
This is a messenger RNA of Ostrinia furnacalis (Asian corn borer), 2452 nucleotides long. RefSeq lists its product as uncharacterized. Gene Ontology annotation, cellular component: ESCRT I complex. Gene Ontology annotation, biological process: ubiquitin-dependent protein catabolic process via the multivesicular body sorting pathway. NCBI's taxonomy places the organism in Eukaryota, Metazoa, Arthropoda, Insecta, Lepidoptera, Crambidae. The record is from RefSeq and is a predicted model, not a curated record. Gene Ontology annotation, molecular function: ubiquitin binding. Bases 261 to 1916 code for a protein of 551 amino acids. The transcript has 2 exons.